Molecule: messenger RNA, 4164 nt
Organism: Pecten maximus
Lineage: Eukaryota; Metazoa; Mollusca; Bivalvia; Pectinida; Pectinidae
Product: dynein heavy chain domain-containing protein 1-like
Exons: 24
Coding region: 287-3352 (1021 amino acids)
Biological process (GO): microtubule-based movement
Cellular component (GO): dynein complex
Molecular function (GO): minus-end-directed microtubule motor activity; dynein light intermediate chain binding; dynein intermediate chain binding
Source: RefSeq, a predicted model, not a curated record
CACAAACAAAAUAAUAAAAAAAAAAUGUUUAUGGUAGAAAUAAAAAUCAGCCAUGAUAUAAACUCUUUAAAGUGUAUGAAGAGUAAAUAUCAAACGUAAUGACGAUGUUUAUGAGAAAUAUUUUAUUCACUGCGGCCCUUGCAGGAUUCCAAAAUGGCGACAUGGCAACAACAAACUUUUAAAACUGGGGUAUUGAUUUAAGGCGCUGAAAAUACAUUUGGGAUAUUUAUAUAGUUGUCGCUUGAAACGUAGGGAGAUGCCUUCUGACCGGUGAUAUACGUUGACCAUGGCUGCCAAGCUGGAACAAUCUCCAGAGCAGACAUCUAGUCUGCCACUGCUGCGGGAUGGUCAGACCAGCCUGGUGGCUCCAUCACAGGCUUCCCCAGCCCCCUCUCCUCGUCACAGGGCUGCACUGUGGGCCCAGGAGGUCCGCCAAAGAUUAAAAAGAGGAGAUAAUCUUGAGGAAGAUGUGAGGACACUGAAGAAAGAACUGAUUGCUGUCUUUAUAACAGCUCUCCAACAGGACAGCCGGUCUGCCUGGGUGUUCCUUCAUGAAGUGCUAUGUUUAUUGGAGCCGUUGAAGGAAUCCUUAGACUUCCCCGAGAUCAAACCAGAGAUUGUCCACUACAUAGAGAGAGUAUUACACCACGUGACCCUCCAUAAGGAGAGGCUGUUUGAUUUACAAAUCUCUGAGUCCCUGUGUAAGGUCUUCCCAAAGGAGGUGGGCAAAGUGAAUCAUUAUGGGACCAGACCGUCGAACAACUACGGUGCACCAGUGAUAAAACUGAGCUCUGUAUCACCCCAAAAGUCCUCCCACACACCUCGCCAUGGGAUGCUUCUACCAGACAAUACCAACCCGUAUGCUCCUGUUCUACCGCGAGAAGAUGAGCCCAUGUUGUUUGCCAAACCUUUAACCAUUGGUGAUCUGAGGAGCUCUAUAGCUGGGGUUGCCAUGGAAAUGGCCGCAAGAGAAUCAAUUUGGAGUCACCAUUUUGGAACAGUCACCACUGCCCUUGCUACUGAUAUCAUUGACCCACCAGAUCAGACCAAGCCUGAUUUGCAAGUUUCCAUGACCAACAGACAGACUCCGCGCAGUUCCGUCUCCUCACUAUCUGGAAGUCAAAAAGACAGCAAGACUCCUCGCAUACAGGAGGAGAAAGUGAUUGACAUGACCGGAAGAGAAGCUGUAGAAUACUUUGCCAAACUUCACCAUAUUGGCAAAAUUCAGUCCAUCUACUUCAACAAGGUGGAGAAUCGACACUAUCGGCCAUACGACUUGCGCUCUGUCGCCAAGAACAAGGCCGACUCAGAACACUAUGUGUUUUCCACGUUCGGUGUAUUACACGUAUAUCCCGACCAGCCGAGUGAAAGUCUCAGUUUGGCAGAGUGGCAGCGGGAGGCUGUGUUAUGGACAGCGGUGUCAUCAAUCCCUUUCUUCAAACAGUUCCUCAUCAGGAAAAUGUUCUGCAAAUGGCGAUACAACAAACGAUAUCUUGACUUCCUGAGACGACAGGACAACCUGACAGCUAACCUGUUACCGGCCGUGCCAGCCUUCGGUGCUGCAAUACUCCAGGUCUCAAGGUUACUGAAGGAGCUGAUCACGGUCAAGUUUUUGCCAUUCGAUGUUGAUAAAACUUACCAGCUGGCUGAUUUUGAGAAUUAUGUCAAUUACAAGAAUAUACAAGCAGAAAAAUUCCUGGAGAAAUUUUUCAGGUACUGUAAAAUGGUGAUGGAUGUGACAGCCGAGGAAUCCUUCAAAAAACUCAAAUACUGUGAGGACCAGGUGAAGAAAAAGACAGUGUUCUCAAAGGACUCGCUACACAUGCAGAGGGUGAAGAAAGAGAACAGGGCAGAGAACCUACGUAAGGCAAGGAGUGAGACAGGGCGUCUGGGUAACUUCGUGAAGCUCGUGGACCAGGUGAUCGUGGAGCACAUGUUCUACAUCUGUAAGAACCAAGUUAUCUCCUUCGUGGAUCAGGUUCUCAAGAUCGGCGAUGAAGCACCCAGAGAUGGAUUCUUUAAGGCCAACCUUAUUCUCACCAAACAAGACGUGUUGGGGUUGUCCCCUCCCUCUGACCGGUUCAUUAAGGUCCUUGCCAGCACACUGAAGGGCAUACCUACUGUUCUCACCUGUAAUGCUAUUCCUAUCGAUGGGUCAGUCCCACCGGAUCAGGAUAUUCUCGGAGACGACACAGAAUCUUCCGCUCCGACCAAGUCAGAUGCAGCAAAGUCUGUAGAAAAUGUCCGUAUCGCUGAGAGGAGAAAGAGCACAGCAAAAAGUUCCCUGAAGCAGGACAGCCACUAUAAUCUUGGUGACCGAGAUAAAGCUAUGUCAUCCCAGGCGACACCAGCAGGGGAAACAACGGCAGGGGAGACAACCACAGGAGAGGCAACAGAUGUAGAGUCCCAAGUGGGCAUGUCUAAGUCAGUUCUAGGGGAUGAUGGGGUAAUGCUACCUGACCUCCCCCGUCAGGGGACAGUGACCAAAGAACAGGAUUUGAUGGGGGUUGCUACUCCUGAUUUGGUGGUGCGAGCUGAUGAAAGACGACUAGUGGUGAUGGGAGAGGGGUUUAUGGGUCAGUAUGAUCCACUGUCUCGGGCAAACCUCGAGGACAAGCUGGACAAGGAUAUGGAGUACCAACAAGCCCUCCAGGAGCACAGUAAGAUCAUUUGUGCUGGACUAGAGGAGAUCGACCAGUACUGUGAGCGAGCGGCCUGGAUUCACCCAAUACACAUUUUCUGCAAGAAAUGGAAUGACAAGUCUUUAAAAGAGUUCAAGGGCAUGGCUGCUUACACUAUAGAGCAAAGACUGACAGAGCUACGACAGUGGUCUGAACGAAUACGGAACUUUGACAAAAGUUUCAGCACCGAGAACAACCUGUUCUAUAUUGACUGUAUGGCCAUUCAUGAAGUCCUUCUCCCUAGACUUAAUUACAUCUACCAGGAGGUUGUGACCUUUGUGGCUGAGGAAGCUAAGACGCUGGCUACUAGUUUCUGUGAGGAGAUGGAGGAAGUCCUACAGAACAUGAAAGACAAACGUGCAUCUGUAGACGCAUUUGCAAGGUUUGCCAAGAACUUCAAUAUCUACAAGAAAAAUGCUCCUCAGUACCAACAAAGAAUGGAAUAUAUCAAGUCAUUGUUUGAGGUGAUAAGGAUGGGGUAUCGUCAGCUGUCUCCGGAGGAAGAGAAGAUUGAGGAGAAUGUUUCUGCGGCGGGUGAAGCAUUCAUGCUCCAAAUGCAAGAUGCUUCAGAGUUUGUUAACACCCAGACACCACUGAUGACCAAACUGCUGGAGGACACUUUCCAGGUAGAUUGGGAGAAUUUCUUUAUGUUUUUUUCUCUGAAAAUCUAAACAUAUUCAUGAAACAUGAUUACGGAGGCAUUUAUAUUAUUUCAUCAUAGAGUUUAAGCAGUGAUUUACCUAAUACUUAAAUUUGCUCAAGCAAAGCUGCACAAUAAGAUCAUGUUUACAAUCAUCAGAUAGCAGUGAAAUUAUAUAAAGUUUUUCAUCAUGUAGUCUAAGCAAAUUAAAGGGAAGGAACUUUUUCAGCUGAAAUGAUGAUCAAGGUUUACUCGAGGAUUAUAUUUGAUAAUUAGUGAAUUAUCUUAUAUAUAUUUCCUGGUUUCUAUUUUACAAAAUCAAGGGUCAGGAUGUGAGUGAUACAAUUUUCCUUUUCCGUAUCUCACCUGACAAACCAGUCACAUAUACCUGUUAUUAUGUGAUCCUAUCCCAAUGAUAACUCUCUCCAGAAUGGACUGUGGUCAUUGUAGUGGUCACUGUAGUGGUCAUUGUAGUGGUCACCUGUAACUAGCUGUAAUAUAACCACCACAUGUGCUGUUGAUAUUGUCUUAGAGAGGUGAUAUUGUUUGGUAUUGUCAAACUUAGGCCAAAGUUAAUAACAGGUUUGUUUGAUGUAACCCUACCAACCCCAAACAUUCACCCCGAUAUCAUGAUAUAUUAUUUCAGAUUUUUCUAAAAUAUUUUUGUCUGACAAAGGAGCUGACAAGAGAUUAAUAUGUUAUGUUUCUGUUGACGUUGGUGUUGUUUUCCCCUACAAUGUCGAAUCGUGUGUAGUUUAGCUUCUCAGCUAAGUACAGCUAUCAUGUUGACAUAAUUUGGUAUACAGGUAGAUCAUAGGGGGCACCAUUAAGACCAUCCAUCCA